Messenger RNA from Telopea speciosissima, 1666 nucleotides. RefSeq names its product molybdate-anion transporter. Lineage: Eukaryota; Viridiplantae; Streptophyta; Magnoliopsida; Proteales; Proteaceae. Gene Ontology annotation, molecular function: molybdate ion transmembrane transporter activity. Bases 160 to 1518 code for a protein of 452 amino acids. Gene Ontology annotation, cellular component: membrane. The transcript has 9 exons. Gene Ontology annotation, biological process: molybdate ion transport. The record is from RefSeq and is a predicted model, not a curated record.
UAAUCUCAACAAAAACACCCGCCAAAUGCGAAAGUUAUUUGCUCGUCGAGGUUGACACUACUACAACUCUCCUCUCGCCGUUCGUCCUUGGCAAAAUUCGCAUGGUUUUCUUCCACAACAUUUCGUGUUCUAGGGUUUUGAGAUCUUAAUCUCCUUACAAUGGGGAUCGUGAUCGAGAGCGAAGUGUGGGAACCGAAGCCCUCCCUCUAUAUCUUCCUCUUAUGCUCCUCUCUUUUCUCACUCAUUCUUCUCCCUUAUUUCACGAAGAACUCCAACAGAACAACAGGUCUCUUCGAUCCUUCAGGCGUUCCGGCUUCAUUCCUUCGUUUUCAGAGAAGUUUCCUUCUCAUCUAUUCACUCGUUUCAGUAAUGGAAGGUCUCGGAUCAGUGUUUGGGGAGUUUGAAUAUGCUUCCCAUGGUAUUAGCAGGGAACAGAUAGUGUUGUCUCUCUGCGUAGGAUCUGCCGCUUCUCUGCUCAUCGGUUCCUUAUUAGGCAUACUCGGUGAUCUAAUAGGUCAAAAGAAAGUUUGCUUACUGUUCUGUGUCCUCCAUCUAUUCGUUGGCAUCUGGAAGAGGCUGACCAUGCAUCCAUGUGUUUGGGUUGCAAGCAUCUGUUUGGCUGUUGCUUCUUCUAUCUUCUCCUUUGGUUUUGAGACGUGGAUGGUUGCUGAACAUGAAAAGCUGGGUCAUAGGCAGGAUUUUUUGAGUGACACUUUUUGGCUGAUGGCUUUUUCUGAGUCUGCCUCUCAUAUUGGAAGCCAAGUUCUUGCUAAUUGGCUGGCUGAUAGUAGUAAUGAGCAAAGAUUCGAUUUUCCUUCUACUGCCGUGAUUUUCUUGGCUACAAUAUGUCUAAUCUAUGUCACAAGAGAAUGGAAAGAAAGUCCAAAUGUAUCAUCCAUUAGGAGCUAUAAGAUGUCAUUUUCCACCAUCAUUCUUGGAGAUAAACGGGUAUGGUUAUUGGCAUGGGCGCAAGCAUGUCUUCAGUUUUCCAUUAUGGUCAUCUGGAUUCUGUGGGCACCAACAGUUGUGGCUGACGGACGAGAAGUGAAACUAGGGAUGAUAUAUCCAUGUUUCAUGGGUGCAAGAAUGCUAGGUAGCACUGCAGUUCCAUGGUUCACAGGCGGACCAUCGCCAGUUCGCAGUGAGGAUUAUUUGCUAUUUGCAUUCAUUGUCAAUGCAAUUGUCUUGUCUAUAGUAGCUUAUGAUUAUCAGGAAAUCGGGGUUUUGGUGACACUGUUCUGUGUCUUCCAUGCUUGUGUUGGCUUGAUACUACCUUCUCUUGCACGACUGAGGACCAUGUAUGUGCCGAAUGAAUUGCGUGGGGGGAUGAUAAACCUGUCCACCGCUCCUGCAAAUGCAGCAAUGGUGUUUGUUCUGAUCCAGGGGGGAUACCACCGAAACUUUGGGAAUGCAACAAUAAUGGCAUUUGCUGCUUUUGGGCUGUUCUCAGCUGCUGGUUGCAUGCAUGUAUUGAAGAAGUGGGGGAAGCAACCGCACCAGAAUUGGCACAAGUUGUAACUAAACCCUAAACCCAAUUCCAGGCUGAAUUGGAAUGCCAGAAUGGCCUGAGAUUCUGGGUUCAUGUUUUUCUUUUAUCAUCCGUCGAACUGAUGAAAAAUGGGGAAAGGUAAAAGGUGAAAUGCAGAAUUUUCUUUCACCGCUGGGG